Messenger RNA from Paramuricea clavata, 645 nucleotides. Lineage: Eukaryota; Metazoa; Cnidaria; Anthozoa; Malacalcyonacea; Plexauridae. The record is from the annotation of a GenBank genome assembly.
AUGUCAGAUUUACUAGAAGACUACAGAAAGCGAAAGCUUGACUGGAAAUUGAAAUUGGUUACAGAAUCACCUUUAAGUUAUGUGAGGCGUCAAGCAGAUUUAGUGAAUGAAAUCCUGUUCUGUGUGGAAAUUCCAUGGGGAUUACUUAAUUUAUGGAAAACAAUUCUAGAGCACACUUCCUGUGAAAAUGCAAAUAUUUAUAAUUAUGUUGAUCUUGUUAAUGCUACUGUUGUCGACCAAUGGUGUAAAAUAAAACGUGAUAAUCAACGCAUUAACGAAUUGCUUUGUAAGCAGUGCAGUUAUGUUAGUUCUGUUCAUAAAAAAGCCAAGGGAAGAAAGAAAAACAAUUUAUUAAAUGAUAACGUCUAUAAGCUCAGUGUUAAGCGAGGGGAAGUGGUUGAAGUGAAGUCAAAUCAAGAGUUGGAUUCAAAGUUGCAAUUUGUAAAUGAAGAAUUUGAGAAUUUCAAAAGGAACUACAAUGAUUUGGAUAAGGCCAAAACUAAAUUAUAUGAAGAAAUGUCAUCUGAAAUCAUUAAAUUAAAAGAAGUGCAAGAGCUGACAGAAGUAAACAAAAACUUAAUUGAUUACAUUGACACUCUGGAAAAAAAUAACUCCAUGAAAUGUCAGGGGAAAAAAUUCCAUGAA